Molecule: messenger RNA, 477 nt
Organism: Malania oleifera
Lineage: Eukaryota; Viridiplantae; Streptophyta; Magnoliopsida; Santalales; Ximeniaceae
Exons: 2
Coding region: 1-477 (158 amino acids)
Source: RefSeq, a predicted model, not a curated record
AUGAUCAUUACUGGUGAUGAUACUUAUGGUAUUCAUAAGCUUAAGCAAUUUCUGUGUCGGCAGUUUGAGAUGAAAGACCUCAGUUCUCUUCACUACUUCCUUGGCUUAGAAGUGUCCCCUACCUUUAAUCGCUACUCCUUGACCCAAGCCAAAUAUGCCUCUGAUCCUCUCACACGUGCUGGCCUCACCGAUUGUAAGAUAACUUAUAGUCUGCCGGAGCCCAAUAUCAAACUCCAUCCUGCUAAUGGGGAGCUCCUUCCCUAUGUCACUCGUUACCGACAACUUGUCGGGAGCUUGAUUUAUCUCACUGUCACUAGACCAUACAUUGCCUAUGCAGAGCACCUUGACGGGACACUUCGCUUCUUGUCAGUUUCUUCGGUUGAUCAGUUGGCUGAUAUCUUCACGAAAUCUCAUCCACCUGGUCGUCAUCAUGCUUUAGUCUACAAACUCCAGAUGUCAUCUUCGAAACCACCUUGA